CUUGGUUCAUGUGCUACCGAUGCGUGUCCCGCGCGGUCAGUGGAGUCAACCGGUUGCGUGGCUUCCCAACCUCAGCCUUGGGCCGGGGCAUGUGGCUUUGGGGAAGGAUCCGGAGAAUGCCACCUUUGUGGGCCAAGAAGAACUCUUACAGGCUGACAUGGCCUUGCGCGUGCGAGCUCUCAGCCGUGGGCUGGCCAAGUGGCGUGGCUAUGCGUCGCGGAGCCAUCUGGUGAGGCGUUCGGUGGCCUCCUUUCACCGACGGCGUGCCCGUGCGAUCUCGAGAGCGUUGAACUGCUGGUGGCUCUUUUGCGAGGCUCGGAGGCAGAAGGAGUGGCUCCGCAUCGCCAAGUGCAAGUUGGCACAGAAAGUACGAUGCUUUAAGCGCUGGCACCGCUAUGUGGCCUCAACCCGAUGGAGGCGCCCGGAGCGGCGGGCGGAAGAUGUGAGGUGUUGGCACCUCAGCGGAGCUCAGCAGGUCCUCCAAGCCUGGCGAAGCUAUGCGCAGAGGAGCGCGCGCGACCGCCAUGCCCUGCGCCGCUCGCUGGAAGCGCAGGUGGCUGAGGCCAGCGCCUGCUUGCAGGGCUGGCACGAGGUGGCCUUGGGCGAGCGAGACCUCCGUCGACAGAAGGAGGUGGCCGCCUGCCUGCGACUCCGACAGCUUCGGAGGAGGCAAGCGGUCCAUUGGCUGUGCGCACGGCAGGACUUGGGGCGGCGUUUGGGGAGCCACGAGCGGAAGAGCCAAGUGCGAGUAUUCCAGAUCUGGCGCGCGCAGACGCGGCGUGCGCGGCCCUUCCGACGGCGCCUGGCGUGGCUGGUGGAGGCCCUAGUGCGCCGGCAGAUGCUUCGGGCCUGGUGCCACGUGGCAGGCCUGGGCCGCCGGCGUCGCCUGGUGCGGUGCUUCUGCGGCGACCGCCUCGCCGAGCGCGCGCUGCGACGGGCCUUCGAGGGCUGGCGCCGCACGCGGGACUUCUGGCUGGGAUGCUAUGCCUCAAUCUCCUACGAAGAGGAGUUGAGCAGUGCCCAGCUGGUCGCCCGAGUGCUGCGCGCCUGGUGGCAUGCCGCGGUGGGGCGUCCCGCUGCGUGCGCGGAGGCGGCGCGAGGCGUGGUCCUGGAGGCGCAGCGGCAUUGGAUCCGACGAUGGCAUCACUGUGUGGUGCAACGGGACCAGCUGGCAGAGAUCUUGUGCAAACACAUGACAAGGUGUGCUGCACUCGCUCUGCUUGGAUGGUCGCUCUAUGCGGCAGAUCAGCUGCUGUUGCGGAAACGCGCCGAGGAGCUGCAGCGGCGCCGGCUCGUGCGGGCGGCGCGGGGUGGUUUGCGCCGCUGGGCGCAGCGUGGGGCGAGGCCGGGCCUUGCCGCGCUGCUGGAGCUGCGCGUGGCCAUGGUGCCGCGCGUGGGACUGGUGUCGCGGGUCUUCGAUGCCUGGACGGGCGCGAUGCACCAUGCGGCGGCCAACCAGGCGGCACACCUGGCGGUGCAUGUGGCGCUGCUGGGCCAGCUGACGCGGCGCGCGUGGACGGCGUGGUGCUUGGGGCGCCGGAAGUUGGAGGCCUUGCGACGCUCUGCAGCAGAGGUCCGGCGGAGGAGGGCCCAGCGCCUGCUGCCGCCCUGGCGCCGCUUGGCCGCGGCCGUGCGGCACGGCUGGGCGCGGAGCCGCGCGUCGCACCGGGCGGCGGUGAGUCUGGCGCUGCAGGACGGAGAUGCUGCUUCGAGGAUGGUGACGUUCUACCGCCAGCACUUGUUGGCAGCAAUGCUGAGCUGCUGGCAGCAGGAUGCGGUGCGAGGGAGCGAGAAAAAGCGCCAUGCAGGGCCACAGAUGGCAACCUGGAAGCGCGCGGUCGCGGAGUUCGCGGUCUUUGGCCGGCGACGGCGCUUCUUUCAGCUUUGGCGCGAAGCGCGCCGGUGCCGUGCGCUGGAUGCGGGAGUCUGGCAGAGAGCAGGCCGCUCCCGCCGCGGCGCGCCGUGGCGCCUUUGGAUGGCCUGGCGCUGCUUUGCGCGCGGCCGGCGGCGCACGGCCGAGCAGGGCCGGCAGGUGCAAUCUCUGCGCGGCGGCACCUGGCUGCUGCAGCGGCACCUGGCGCGCUGGCGAAUGGCCGCGGCGGGCCGCUGGCAGUGCCAGCGGCGCCGAGAGCGAAGGACGCGGCUCCUGCUGCACGCGUGGCGCCGCUGGGUGACCUCCGCGAGGCAGCUGGAGGGGAUGCUUUCGCACCGCGUGGUGCUGCAAGAGGGAAGACUCUUGCAGCGAACCCUGCAGCGGUGGCAGUGGGAGGUCCGUAGCCGCGUCGUGGCUCGAGGCAUCCAAGCGAAGCGGCGGCACCUGUGGAAGAUCUCCUUGCUGUCUGCGUGGCGCGAGGAGUGCCAGCGGCUUCAGCUGCUCCGAGCUGCUUCGGCACGGCAAAGUCGUGUGGACCUGUUGGCUUCGGCACCGGCAGCAGGAGCGUCACGGCCGUGCCUUGCGCGUGUUGGGGCCCUUCAUGGCAGCCUGGCGUGGCCACGGCCAUGCGCGCGAGGGGCUGCGGCGCAGGGCUGCGGAGCAUUUGCUCCAGGCUCUUGCCAAGACCAGAGAGCAGCUGCGAGAUUUGGCCUUUGUCCUCUGGGCCCAGCGCACAGCGCGUGCCGCCGAGCAGCGGGGUCAGCUUUGGCACCUGGAGGCGCAGCGAAGUGCAGGCGUGCUGAAGCAUUGCUUGAGAUGUUGGCUUCAUGUGUUGAGAGCUCACCAGGGCGAGCGGCGUCGGGCCAAGGAUGCCUUGCUGGCCUGCGCCCGUGGAUGGCGCACCCUGACCGAGCAUGGCCUGCACUCCAGGCGAUCGGAGCGCGCUGUGGUGGCUUGGCGGUUUCUCCUACUGGAUUUGCUGGAGUAUGCUCGCCCGGCCCGUGCGUAGCAACUGAUGCUCUCUAUUUUGCAGCUCGACUGACUCGGAUUCAUAUAGUUGUAGUUGCAGCAUGCGAACACCGAAACAGCCCAGCGAACCAAGCAUGUCGAAGGUCGGGCCAGAACCAACCUGAGCGGCGACGAAAAAGCCCGCCGCCGAAUCGACUGGCCCCACUCGAUCGCUGUGUGCGGUCGGCAUCCGGCCUGUCUUGAAUUGGUUUCGCUGCCCAAAACGUGGGCGGUCUGCACCCUUGGGCAGGAGGGCAGCGGCCAGUGAGGUCAAUGUGGGUCAAGAGCUUGGCA
Molecule: messenger RNA, 3175 nt
Organism: Durusdinium trenchii
Lineage: Eukaryota; Dinophyceae; Suessiales; Symbiodiniaceae
Source: the annotation of a GenBank genome assembly